Messenger RNA from Psylliodes chrysocephalus, 390 nucleotides. The record is from the annotation of a GenBank genome assembly. Lineage: Eukaryota; Metazoa; Arthropoda; Insecta; Coleoptera; Chrysomelidae.
AUGAAGUACUUAGUGUUAAUUAGUGUUAUUUUUUUGUUGUCCGACGUGAGGACCGAGACUCCUCAGCCGGGCGGCGGCAUCCAGAUUUUGACGAAAGUUUUUCGGCAGUAUCUGAAGAGCCAGCCGGACGAUCUGAAAUUGGGCGACGGUGUUCAUAUUGUUAAUACGAGAAGUGAGAACGAUGCUAGGGCUAACGUGGACGACGGUACCAUUUUGGGUGUGGUCGAGAAUUAUUUGGAGAACCACGAGCUCAGGAUUCGGCUGCCGGAAUUGAUGCCGGGCGAAGGAUUCGGAAGAGCUUUUAAAAUGGCGAUGGACGAGAUGGACAACAAACAGGAUGAAAAAGUAAAAUAUGUACACGUUAAUCAUAAAUGUGAGAUAUUUGGAUAA